AUGACAACAACUACUAAUACUACAACUGAAGACUGUGGUAGUACAACAUUAACUGAAACUGAUCAAUUAGUUCGUCCACGUUCACCAACACUUAUACUUGAAUUACAUCGUCCAAUAGAUACAGGUCCACGAGUUCAUUGGUCAGAAGGAACAAUUGAUAAUGAAUAUAUGAAUAAAAAAAAGUCCAAAUGUUGUUGUAUUUAUACAAAACCACAUGAUCCACAAUCGAAUGAUGAUAAAAUAACUGAAGUUGAUGAAUAUAAUAAUUGUCAACAUUGUCGAUAUCAUACACAAUCAGAUUAUGCUGCUAAAUCAGAAGAACGUCAACCAAGAAUUAAAUUAAGUGUUGGUCAACCAAAAUAA
This is a messenger RNA of Rotaria sp. Silwood1, 363 nucleotides long. NCBI's taxonomy places the organism in Eukaryota, Metazoa, Rotifera, Eurotatoria, Philodinida, Philodinidae. The record is from the annotation of a GenBank genome assembly.